Parasteatoda tepidariorum (common house spider) is the source of this 4846-nucleotide messenger RNA. RefSeq names its product dynactin subunit 1. Lineage: Eukaryota; Metazoa; Arthropoda; Arachnida; Araneae; Theridiidae. The record is from RefSeq and is a predicted model, not a curated record.
AGCCAAUUAUUUCAUUAUAUAAAAUAUGCCAAAAUGGUACGUUUUAAGCAAGAAAUGGUUUCGCCUGUUUAUAAUUUUGACACAUUAACAAUUUUUAAAGAAUGAAUAUUCAAUUCGCUAAAUCAAGGAAUGAGUAAUCUAGUUCUUGGUGUUGGUCCUGGUGUAUUUAUAGUAAUUGCUCUCUGGAUUUGUGCACUUAGUUCAGUAGUAAUUUUUGCUAGAAUAAAACGCCCUUCUUCGUUUCUUGGAAUUGGGAGUAUUGGUGUAGCGUCCAUUAUUACGAUAGUGUUGUUUCUGAUUCCAAGAGGUCAUCAAGCUUCAGGAUUCAAUCAAGGUCCCCUCGACUAUUUGUUCGUUUGGAGAUCUGCUCUUAUCAUAUUUUUGCUAAUCUCUUUUAUUGUCGCGAUUGUAUUGUAUGCUGCUGAAUAUUUACUGGUUCCAAUGUCUUCUAGAGCCUUAAGAAAAGUAGUCCAUAAAACUCACUUGUCAUAAUUGUAUUAAUUUUUGCCAAUUGUGAUAAUUAGUGAUACAUUACGAGUCAAAUAUGUCUGACAAAAUUCCAAAAGUAGGCAGCCGUGUUGAGAUCUUGGGGAAAGAUGUUAAAGGAAGAGUUGCCUAUGUGGGCAGCACUCAAUUUUCAACUGGAAAGUGGUUUGGUGUUGUUUUAGAUGAGGCGAAAGGUAAAAACAAUGGCUGUGUUCAGGGUAGAGUAUAUUUCACCUGUCAAGAUAAUCACGGAAUAUUUGUUCGUCAAACUCAACUUCAAGUUAUUGACGACGAAUCCUCUCCUCGUAGCAGAACGUCCUCGUCUCCUGCUACAGGAUCAAUGGAAAAUGUAUCUUUCUCUAAAGAUACAGAGAAGAGGAGAAAAACUUCUAACACAGGUAUUCCUAGAAUUCCACACGACAAAGGUUCGAGGGAGGUGUUAAAUGUAGAUACCCCGACACGAGCCUCUUCGUCUGGUUCGCUAAAGAGCUCUAUGAUCGAAGUAGAUGGUUCGGCUGUGUCUUCCGAUUUAUUGUCCAUCAAGGAUGCCGCUAACGUGCUCGAAUUGAAAGGUCAGCUUUUGCAGAAGGAUCAAGAAAUCGAUACCCUGAAAGGCGAAAUUAAAGACCUGAAUGAAAAGCUUGAAACAAUAAAAAUGAAACGUGCUGAAGAUCAGUCGAAAUUGAAAGAGGCGGAAAAAACGAAGUUUCAAGUACAGCAGCUGCUGGAAUACAAAGCAAAAAUAACGGAAGUUCAGGCAGACCUUCAAAAGCAAUUGACGCAGGCCAAAAAAGAAGCGAAGGAAGCGAUCGAAGAAAAGGAACAGCAUGCCGAAGAAAUGUCCGAUCUGGCUGAAGCGAUGGAGAUCGCUACUCUGGACAAAGAAAUGGCAGAAGAAAAAUGUGAAGCUCUGCAAUCUGAAUUGGAACAAACCAAAGAAAAGAUGGAAGAACUUCAGAUUGAUUAUGAUAUUAUGAAGGCAGAGAUUGAAAAAGGAGCUGAUGGAGCAGUUACAACUUAUCAAAUAAAACAAUUAGAGCAACAAAACGAGAGGUUGAAAGAGGCUCUUAUAAAACUAAGAGACCUGUCUGCUCAAGAAAAACAGGACCAGCAACGAUUGCAAAAGGAAUUCGAUCAGCAAAGAUCCGAAAUCUCUGAGCUGAGCCGAGCGAAAGAAAAACUGAGUGGUCUUGUAGAAGAUUAUGAACGACAAUUGGGUGAACUAAAAGAACAGGUUGAUGCAGCUCUUGGAUCUGAAGAGAUGAUUGAACUUUUAACAGAGCGAAAUUUAACUUUAGAGGACAGGCUUAGAGAACUUCAAGUUUUAGUAGAUGAUUUGGAGCAUUUGCAAGAUGUGAACGAUCAGCUUCAAGAAUCUGCAAAAGAAACUGAACUUGAGCUCAGAGAAGAAGUAGAUAUGGCUACUUCCAAAAUACGAGAAGGGCAGCAUAAGCUGGAAGCCAUGCAGGAAGCAAUAGCCGAUUAUGAGCAGACGAUCCAAAAGUUCCGGGAUCAAACUGAGCAGCUUCGUGAGGCAAAUAAUGAGUUGCAUUUGCAGUUACAGAAAGAAAAUGAUAAGAUUGCUUUGUCCAAGCCUGUAGAAUACUUUGAUUUCAAAGUGAAGUAUGCUGAAACCAAAGCAUUUGCCAGAGCAGUUGAAAUGGAUUUACGGAGACUAGAAGUACAGGAAGCUAACCAGCAUGUUAGCUACUUAUGUGCUUUUAUGCCAGACAACUUUUUGAGCCGGGGUUCUGAUCAUGAUGCGAUUUUGGUUCUUCUGCUUGUACCUAGAAUGAUUACGAAAUCAGAAAUUUUAGCAGCUCAAGUAAAAGAAAAAUUUCCACCUCCCGAGAAAGUUACCAAAGAUUCGAUUCUUAAAACUCACAAAAUUGACCAAUAUUCUUUCAGUAAUUGCUUGCUAUAUCAGUUGUAUUUUCUCCAAUCAUUAUUACACCAGUAUUCGAAUGCUCUGAGUCAAUGUAGUGUUGACUUGUUUAUGAAAGUUGGUACAAUAUAUAUGGAAAUGGCUGUUCAAGAAAAGACUCUCGAUUAUUAUAUUGAUUUGUUACGAAAAGAUCAGCUCGAUGAAAAUGUUAAUUUAGAGAGUUUGAUGAAGUGUGUAUUGUAUUUUUAUAAUUUGUAUAGUGUACAUCUAUCAUCAGAAUUGCCCGAUUGCAACUUAUUGGUAAGUGACCACAUGAAGCUGAUUGGAGCAGCCUGUGAUGGUAUACAUACAGAUAUUUCUAGCAUUAUUGCUUUGCUAGACAAUUCGGGCGAAAAUAGCGAAUUUGGAAAUCUUUUAAAAGAUGUAUGCACCUAUUCUAAUGAUGUACUUCAGUUUGUGAAAAAAAUACGACGGCGAUUGCCCAAUGAGGGUAGCCAAUCAGUAUUACAACUUCCUGCAGAUGUGCAGGAAAAUCUCAAUAAUUGCCGAGAAAAUAUUGGUCAGGUAUUGGUUACUGCGAGUCUACUGCGCAAAUCUACCGUGCAACAAGUUGCUAUGUCUUCUGAGUCGACUUGCGUUAAUAUUGAAAAAAUAAAAGAGCUCGCUCACGAAGCUACCGAUAAAUCUUACGGUAAAGAUGACAGCGGCCCGGAAUGUUUGCGUCAGUCAAUGACAGUGGUCAUGACCUUCAUGAAUAGCCUUUCUAGCGCGAUGCAAGAAGGUGAUUAUGAAAAUGACAAGACAAACGUUGCUAAAGCAACACCACCCAUUUAUGUUCGCGCACAGUCAAUAAAAGAAGAAGCGAGAGAUCUGGAGAAUUUGAAAUUCAAGUUGGAAGGUCGAGAAACCGAUAUUCUGGAACUCAAGAAAGCUCUCAAGAUAAAGAGUGACGAGUUGAGUGAGAUGCACGUUCGUAAAGAGAUGGCCGAAAAGAAAUUAGAAAUAGCCACCAAAGAUGGGGACGAAAGAGUGGACCGUAUUCAGAGGCAACUGGACGAGGCUAAGAUGCUUUUGAAAAAGAAAGAGAAAGAAUUUGAAGAAACUUUAGAUCACUUGCAAGCGGACAUCGAUGCUCUUGAGACAGAAAGGGGAGAACUCAAAGAUAAAAUCAAAUUAAUAUCCAAAAAGACACUGCUUGAAGGGUUAUCGAAAACUGCAAACUUAGUCGCCUCUCCGACGAGCCCAACUGUCUCCUCCUCGCCGUCUGCAUCGAUUUCACGCGACAGUUCAUUGCUGUCUCAACAGGUUCACGAUCUGCAGCUGGUCUUGAAACACCUGAAGACGGAGAAUAUAAAAUUGCAGGGUAAUUGCAUGGCGAAAGACCUGGCUAACUUGCCACCCUUAAAUGUGCCGAGUAAACCUAUCGGUCUCUCUAGUACAACGGGAUUUAAAGACAUGGUUCAUUUUGACGAGAAGUUCCCUUCUGAAAAUCUUGUAUGCUUGUCUAAAAAGUCUAAAGAACUCUUGGAGAAAGCUCAGACGUUGUCGUGCCCGCUCGUCGUGGAUAUCAGCAAAAGAAAACCCGGAAAAGACGCCCCCAUCGCAAAGAUGUCGACCGGAAACCAUCUCCUUCAAUCUACUCUUCAACUUAAGUCGCUGCAGAGCGACACGGAGAAAUUGAAGGCUGAAGUCGCCAACUUGCGUGCUUCUCAGGGCGUCGGCACUCAGGUGAGUGCUGACUUUUCUGCUUUUCCGACUCCCGAAUUUUCCAAAAGUUUCUCGGGCGACAAGGUUCUGAUGACGAGAAUUAUGAUUCCUACUAGAUGUGGUGUUGAUGAGCAGAACAACAUUUCUCUGCUUUCAAACAUGAAUGAAAUUAUGAAGCUUCACUCUCAAAUUUUGUCUUAAAAUGUGCCUCACCAACCUUUUUGCUUAUGGUUUUGUCUUGUGGAUUUAGUAGGUUUCGUCAUAUUUUCUGCCUCUUAUUAAAUUUUUGUGUGUGUGUUGUGCUAUGUAGAGGUAUUAGUAAUUCUAUUCUUCUUCAUUGUUUGUUUAUGUUUUUUUUCAUCAUCUCUUUCAUUGUUUAUUAAGCUGAGCAUGUUUUGUUCUAUGAAUAUUAGUCCAGUUUUUAGAAAUAUGCUGUAAAAAAUUAUUUAAUUUUUAUGAAAUUAUGUUCAACACAUGGCAGGGUGCGUAGCAUUUUUAAAACGUGCUUAUUUUUGAUUUAAGUUUUUAAAGGCCCUUAAAGGUGCUUUUUGUGUAUGGAGUUUAACAAGUGCUUAAAUUUCUAUCUUUUUAAAAGAGAUUUUUUCUUCGUUGUAUUGAUUGUUGCUCUAAAUUACAAAGGAUGAUUUUAAUAAUUUUCACUGCAAUAUUUAUGAGAAACUAGUUAUUUUAUCAUGAUUAUGUAAAAUUUUUGAAUUUUAUUGACUAUAUGUUUAUAAAUUAUGAACUUUAAACGAUACAAAAAAAUAA